CCGUUCCCCAACCUCCUCCUCUUUCACCACCUCCGCAACCCCCCCGUCCCUCUCUCCCCUCAAUCCAGUUUUCUCCGUUCCGGUUGGCUCCUGAUUUUCCCCCCCUCCUCCGGAAUCACCAUGUCGUCGCUACCCCUGGAGCCACCCACCUACCUCAGUUCGCUACAGAACAACAUCCGAGCUCGUCCCAUCCCAUGGGAGGGAGCUGUCCGAGCGGGAAACAUCACCGAUGACCACCUGAAGAAGAUCAAGGCGGUGGACAAGGUUCGCAAGGAGCAGCGGCGUCAGACUGUCGAGGGGGAUCUGGCUGGUUAUGUUGGUCUACUCUCUGGUGGCUCUGAAGGGAAGAGCGUGCUGGACUCCGCUUCCAGGAGAACCGAUAUUGUGCAAUACAUUCUCGUGCUGGCCGCGGAUUUGAUCAACGAUGUCCCCUCCCUCUCGACCGCCCUGGUCGCGCAUCCCGACCCUUACAAGCCAUUCCUUCCCCUCUUGCGUCACUCCACCAACCCCGAAGACCCAAUCCCUCUGCUCACCUCCACCUUCUUGACCAACCUUGUCUCCGUCAGCCUGGGCACGUCAUCUAAGCCAGCUGCGCGGGAUGACGAAGCGCUUCCGCAGUUGUACACCUAUCUCUCUACCCUGACCCAGAACCAAGACAGCGGGCUGCAGGAUAUCGGGGUUCAGGAGCUGUCCGCAUUGCUACGAACCUCGAGGUCUCGCGAGAUCUUCUGGAAGCAGAGGCAGCAGACCGUUGAGCCGUUGAUUGAGAUCCUGCGUGCAGCUACGGGUGCAAAAGAUAGCAGCUCCAGCACCUUGGCUGGCAGCUCGCGCGCGAUCGAGCCUGGUCUUGCCGGUGGUGUUGGUCUCCAGCUGUUGUACCGGGUCUUGCUUGUCCUCUGGCAGCUCAGUUUUGAAGGAGAGUUGAUUGGUGAUGAUCUGCAAGCGGACUACGAGUUUGUCCAGCUGUACACACACCUCCUACGCCUUUCUCCGAAGGAGAAGACCACGCGACUCCUCCUUGCGACCCUCAACAACCUCCUGUCUAGUAACCGCACCACCCUACUCCCGGUCGCAGUCUUUGUCCGCCUCCCUGCCCUCCUCACGAACCUCGCCGGCCGCCAUCUGACCGACCCCGAUCUCCUGGAGGACCUUACAUUCCUGUCCGAAAUGCUGGACGAGUACACCAAGACACAGACGACGUUCGAUCAGUACGCAGCUGAGCUGCAGUCCGGCCACCUCCGGUGGUCCCCGCCCCACCGCAACCCUACCUUCUGGAAGGACAAUGCCCGUCGCAUCCUCGACGAAAACAGCGGUGCACUGCCGAAGAAGCUGUCCGAAAUCAUGUCUAAGAGCUGGGAUAACGACAAACAGGUGCUGGCGAUUGCCUGUAACGACGUGGGUCACUUGGUGAAGGAACUGCCCGAACGGCGGGCACAGCUGGAAAAGCUGGGUCUGAAGACUCGUGUCAUGGAGCUGAUGACGGACAAGGACGAAUCGGUGCGGUGGGAGAGUUUGCGGGCGGUUGGCGAGUGGCUGCGCUACACGUUCGAUGACUAGAGCUCAAUAGAGCAGUGUGACGUGAUGUGACAUAUUACCCCGUGCUUGUUUGAUCUGCUUCUGUCUGGCCGAGCACAGACCUGCUCCGGCUGUAUUGUAUGGAUUCUCAGCGUAAAUCAUUUCGAAAUGCCAUUGUCGUGUGCACAUAGCCAACAAACUCGGUCCCGAUAAGGUUUCCGCUCGGAAGCACGCAAGCC
Aspergillus neoniger CBS 115656 is the source of this 1754-nucleotide messenger RNA. Its product is annotated as H(+)-transporting V1 sector ATPase subunit H. Gene Ontology annotation, biological process: proton transmembrane transport. Lineage: Eukaryota; Fungi; Ascomycota; Eurotiomycetes; Eurotiales; Aspergillaceae. Gene Ontology annotation, cellular component: vacuolar proton-transporting V-type ATPase, V1 domain; fungal-type vacuole membrane. The record is from RefSeq and is a predicted model, not a curated record. Bases 121 to 1557 code for a protein of 478 amino acids. Gene Ontology annotation, molecular function: proton-transporting ATPase activity, rotational mechanism. The transcript has 3 exons.